UCUGCUCUCUACCAGCAGCAGCAGCUGCAGCAGCGGGCGCUGUGGCCAAAGACAUUGAAACAGUAAGAGACAUGGCUAGAGAUGGCGAGGGACGCGACCAGACACCUACUGGGGCUGCUGAGGCUGUUUUAAAAGAACGGGGGCCUUAAAAUUGAUCAACCGUCACAAAAAAAAAAAAAACAAAUCACGCAGAAAGAGAGAGCCCCACCAACCCCCCCCGCCCCACGCGCCUGAUCCUUUCCACAGGGGCUGGAAUCCUGCAUGCCUCCAACGUGAAGACCUCCUAGGACCUUCCAGCCACAGGCCAGAUAGAUGUGGUGUCCACAAGCCUGCACGAAUAACAAUGAACGCGCAGCUGACGAUGGAGAACAUUGGCGAUCUGCACGGGGUGAGCCAUGAGCCGGUGCCAACCACGGCCGAUCUGAUGAGCAGCAGCCCCCAUCACAGGAGCUCGGUGGCCCAUCGCAGCAAUCAUUUGCCAGCCCACCCUCGCUCCAUGGGCAUGGCUUCCAUCCUGGACGGUGGCGACUACCACCACCACCACCGGCCUCCUGACCACGCUCUGACGGGACCCCUGCAUCCCACCAUGACUAUGGCCUGCGAGACACCCCCUGGGAUGAGCAUGAGCAGCACCUACACCACAUUAACCCCUCUGCAACCGCUACCUCCCAUCUCCACCGUCUCGGACAAGUUCCCUCACCAUCACCACCAUCAUCACCACCACCAUCACCACCAGCGGAUCCCUGGGAAUGUGAGCGGCAGCUUCACCCUCAUGAGGGACGAGCGGGGUCUGGCUUCUAUGAACAAUCUCUACACCCCCUACCAUAAGGAUGUUACCGGCAUGGGGCAGAGCCUCUCCCCUUUGUCUGGAUCAGGCCUGGGGGGCAUCCACAACUCCCAGCAAGGGCUGCCUCAUUACGCUCACCCCAGUGCCCCCAUGCCUGCCGAGAAAAUGCUCACCCCGAACGGAUUCGAAGCCCACCACCCUGCCAUGCUGGGCAGGCAUGGGGACCAACAUCUCACCCCUACAUCCGCUGGCAUGGUGCCUAUCAAUGGGAUCCCGCAUCACCCUCAUGCCCACCUGAAUGCCCAGAGUCACGGGCAAAUUCUGGGUUCUGCCAGGGAACAAAACCCUUCUGUCACUGGUUCGCAGGUCAACAGUGGAAGUAAUUCAGGGCAAAUGGAAGAAAUCAAUACCAAAGAAGUAGCUCAGAGGAUCACCACCGAGCUCAAACGGUACAGCAUCCCCCAGGCUAUCUUCGCCCAGCGGGUGCUGUGCCGGUCUCAAGGGACCCUCUCAGACCUAUUGAGGAACCCCAAGCCCUGGAGCAAACUCAAAUCCGGCCGGGAGACCUUUCGGAGGAUGUGGAAGUGGCUUCAGGAGCCAGAAUUCCAGAGAAUGUCUGCUCUCAGGCUAGCAGCAUGCAAGAGGAAAGAACAAGAACAUGGGAAAGAUAGAGGGAAUACACCCAAAAAGCCUCGGUUGGUCUUCACGGAUGUCCAGCGUCGAACUCUACAUGCAAUAUUCAAGGAGAAUAAGCGUCCAUCCAAAGAAUUACAAAUCACCAUUUCCCAGCAGCUGGGGUUGGAGCUGAGCACCGUCAGCAACUUUUUCAUGAAUGCACGGAGGAGGAGUCUGGAUAAGUGGCAAGACGAGGGCAGCUCCAAUUCAGGCAAUUCAUCAUCUUCAUCAAGCACUUGUACCAAAGCAUGAAGGAGUAACCACGAACUGAACCUCGGGGGAAAAGCUUUAAAAAUAAAUAAAUAAAUAAAGACCAGGACCUCAAGACAGCAGGUUUAUACUUAGAACUAUUUGAAAAAAAAAAGUUAUUUAUAAGUCCAAAGAAACCAAAGACUUAUUUCACCUGCAUUUUGACUUUGUUCUGAGAUACACACUUGAGUAGGACGACGACUUGCAAGAAAAAGAAAAGAAACAAAACAAAAAACAGAGAGAAACGAAAGAAACCACUGGUCUUACACCUUCAUCCAUGAUCAUUUUCACCGUAUUUGGCCUGUUUAGUGGUUUGGAGCAUAGUGAUUUCUUGUCAUUGAAUAGACAUCUUUUCAGAUAUGGCUCUUCAUUUCCACAGAUAUUGCCAUGAUGGUGUAUGGUGUAUCCGUACUGUGUACACACCAGUGGUUAGGGACUUAGUCAGGGCUCGUCUUCAGAAAGGGUUGUGCCAGAGCAUGACCAACAUAGCAUGGAGUCGUCUGAAUUCAUUGAACGGUAGUGGGAUUUUUGCUGUUUUAUCGUUUGAACUUUGCUAGUGCAACAUCUGGAAACAAGUUCAAACUAGGCAAAGAAAUUUUGAAUGAUACCUAAACCAGUGCAUUCUCUUUGUUUGUUAAGGAAUGUUCAGAUUUUUAAAAAAAAGUGAAACAAUAUUCCAUCCAUUAAAAAAAAUCGACUAGCUACCAAAGAAUACAUUUAAUAUUAUAUUGCAGGUAUUUUAUUGCAAUGAUUUUAAUAUUCCAAAGCUAUUUUUACACAAAAUACUAUGUAGAGUUAUAGGUAUAAACUAAUCUAACUGUAUAACACAUAAAACCUGUAAUCAAGACUGUUAUUUGCAAUUAUUAAACCACUUUAAUAUUUGUUUCCAUGACUGGCAAGAAAGAAUGUCAUUUUAGGAAUAGCAACUAAUGUCACAGUGUCAGAGCACAGAUGCUAAUAAUGGGAUCCUGCUUCCACUGAAGUCAGUGAGAGUUUUGCCAUUGGCUUCAAUAGGAGCAGGAUGUGUCUUUACAGCUGUGUGUAUGGCUGAUAUGAUAUUUGCCAUGUAUGCAUACUUUUAUUACACUGUCCCUGGCUGACAGUGCUGAAAGCUCAUCUGCUUGAAGGGUGUCAAAAGACCAUCUUUCCCUAUCAAUGUAUUUUAUAUACAUCUCCCAGCAAGCAAUAUCAUCUAGAUUCCAAACAUUAUAUUCCAUUCUAUUUAAUUCAUUUUGUACACAAAAAUUAAAAAUAUGAAUAAAUUUACAGUGUCCAAUUCUGCCCCAUUGACAUUGAAAUCUAUGGAUAAAAAGGCCAUUGAUGAGAAAAGGAGUAGAAGGAAACAUAUGGAGGAAUGUGCUUUUGGGCCCAAAUUAUUUUUCCAUUGAAGAUUAUGGCAAAACUCCUGUUGACUUCAGUGGGAGCAGCUCCAAGAAGAUUACGGUAGUGCUUUUUUGGGGGGGGCACAUCUCGAAGUCAAUAGCAAAACUUUUAUGGAGCUCUAUACGAGUGGGAUAUGGCCCCUUGUUUUGUGGGUUUGUACCUGCUUACUAAGCUAAGUUUUUAUUCCAGUACAUUCUUUCUUGCACGUCUGUUAACCAGGAAAAUGCAUGAAAUAGUUUACAAUUUGUAGUUGAAAAGCUUUAAGUGCUCUGUUGCUAACAGAACUUUCAGAGAAAUGAAAUUGUUCCAUUCUUAUUGUGAUAAAAUCAAAAAGAAAACAGUGCAACAUCUGCUUAUAAAAUUCUAGUGUAGAGGGGAAAAGAUUUUACAUGUGCCUGUUAGAUCUCUAACUGGUAUUUCAAAUUACUGUUGCAAAUCUCCUAAGCAUACCACAUUCUACAGUGAGCAGAUAUGCAGGUAUAUGUCCCAUUGCUAGGAUAAGAAAUCUGUAAUCUUUCUUAUACCUGUAGCUUAAAAAAAAAAAGGUAAACUAAAAUCCAACAUAUGUCAUCAUCGCAGGUUCUAUUUUCUCGUUAUAAAGUCCAAUUAAAAUGCUAAAGACUAAGAAAUUAAGCAACUUUGCAGCACCAUCUAUUUCCCAAGUUAACAAUGUUUGGUCAAGUUUCAGGCUAUCCAGUUAUAAUUACAAAUAGGUAUUUUAAAACGCAACUGAAAUAUCUCCUUAUUAAAACAAUGUUAAAUGAGAACAGGAUGUUUGUCACUAAAUAUUUCUCAAAAUUUUUCCUAUGUUAAACUCAUUUUAAAAAACUGACAAUACACUUGCCUAAUGAAAUGUGAUCCAUGAAUAUUAGAAUCUCUAGUUUACCUUAAAUUCUAGCAUGAUUCGUUUUAAAAAGCUCUGUUCCCAACUAGACAUAAUUGAAGUGGAAAAGUUAAUAGGAAGACAUAACCUCACAUUUAAGGGAUCUUAUAAAUGCAGUCUCAUUAAUGUAAUAUUGAAGAGGACAACCAUAAUUAACCGUUUUGCUUUCUCCAGGAAAACACUGCUUUGUAACUUACUUAUAAGUUUAGAAAGAGAGCCUUAUUUAUUUAAAACUUGAGAAUUUAAAAAUGCAGGGAAAUUCAAAGUACAUUACCACAUUUUUAGUAUUUCCAUUGUAAUGUGUCUUGAGACUAUUUGCUGAAACCAAAGAUAACUUUCAUACCAGCAUUGAAUUUGCACCCAAUAUGCAAUUUCAGGAUCUCUUGCUAUAUAUGUACACACACACAGACAAAUUGAUGCACAAGUUAAAGCCUAAAAGUGGUUUUCUUACAUCUGUUUAAGUAUGCUUUAACCUUUUGUUUUUUAUAAGCCAUUAAGAACGAAGUCACCCUUCCUGUAAGCAAUAUGCUAAUCACAUUUUGAAUAUACGGAGAACACACACUUCUCUUUAGUUGGUUUCUAAAUAUGAAGCAAAAUAAAUAUGGAAACCUUCAUCCUGAUUAUAAAGUUAUUUUAUCCCUCAGGAUACUGCUCCAUUGCACUGACUGAAGCAUAGACAGUAGAUCAUUUGGUGCAUCAGAUUCUUAUUAUUUCUUGUCUUUAGUAAUGGUCAUCCAUGAAGGUGAUUUUUUCCCCCAAAGUUGCACUUAAACUUCUACAUUAAGAAUAAAAGCCUGGCCCCAUUGAAGUCAAUGGGAGUCUUGCUACUGACUUCAGUGGGGUCAAGAUUUCACCCAAAGAUUUCCUGGAAGAAUGGAAGUUAGUAUUAGACUAAAAAAUUACCACUGAGCCACUGGCUCAGGACCUAAGAGUGACACGAAACAGUUCUGAAAGGAAGCGAAGUGGAAAAAGUUUGGAAACAUCAAGAAAUUGGGCUUCAGUCAAAGUUCAGUUAAACAGCUAUUGCAGGUUAGGAAUGUGCACUCAGUUCAUGAAGUGCAUCAAAGCUUACCAUAAUGACCCAAGAGGGGGGGUGCCAAAGAGGUUGAAAGUUUUAAUCCAUCCACAUCAUAAAUUGCAUUAUCAGAUUUCCAGAAAAAAACAAUACCGCUACUUUUUGGCUCCCAUAUUGCUGUCUAAGGGCCUCAUCCCACUGUCCUUGCUCAGGGUAAAAGCAAAAGUAAAAUGAAAACACCUACAAUGGGGGUUGUUGCCUAGCAGCUCAGUCCUGCUCAUUUUGAAGUCAAUGGCAAAAUUCCAGUUGACUUCAAUGCACCAGAUUUCACAAUGCUUACCCAUGGUGAGUGGAAUCUUGCUCCAUGAGUAGUCUGUUGAAUUCAUUGGGAUUGCUCCUGGAGUUAUGUGCUACUCAGUGUUCAGGAGGUUCACAGUUUGGCUUAUUGUGAGCAGGGUCAGGCCUUUAGAAGGACUUCAGAAUCAAGCUCCAACAUUCUGCCCAAAGGGGACUACCUGUCCUUGGAGGGCAAAAAAACAUGGCUGACCUUGUUAUACCAAAGAGUCCUAGGACACUUCUCCUUGCCCCAGUUGUAAAAAAGAUAUUUUUUCCUAGGAAAGGUUGUACUUCCUCCUCUUUCUCUUUCUCCUAUCCUCCUCCUCUUCCUCCUUCUUUGUACAUAAGGAUGAAAACUAUGCAUUUAGCAAACAAAGAGAAAGCACUUAUCCUUUUCCUAUCUAGCUGUGUUUAGGGUGCAUUCAAAGGCCCAGAGGCUAAUUUUGAGACUUUGCUUGGCCUUCUGGUUUAUUACUGUGGUGUGGUUAGCUUUACAAUACAUUUGGUAACUAUUUCCUAAAGACAAAGAAGCAAAAGGUAAGGAAUAGCUACUUCCAUGUGUUUAAAAAAAAAGUGUGUAAAGAUCUACUAUUUAUAGUGUGAACCAAAGACGCUACCUCACUCGAUUUCCAUUGGUGAUUUUAAUCACAUUGAUGAUACCAAAGAAUACCAAAGAUUUUUCAUGCACGGCCUCGGUCUGUAAAGGGAACUCAUUCUCCUUCUUAAAUACCCUCCACCAUCCCCCUUCCUCAACCUUCACUCCGUGUGUAAACUUGUCUGCAUUCUUAAUAAUAAUAAUCUUAUGAAUACUACUCUUACUACAACUGCUAUACUGAUGAUAAUGAUGAUGAUAAUAAUAAUAAAGCUCUAGGCAAACAUGUUGCAAACUUUGUAAACUCAUAGGACGAGUGCCUUGCUUGAACCAAAGUGUUAAACCGCUGUUGACCUCUUUAUCUCUCACCUUAUACUCUUUGAAUACCUCAGCCUGUUAGAAAGGCCACUAAUGAAAAAAAAAAGGAAUAAUUCUUCACCGUGGUGCUUUUUGCCGUGCAACCAUGCAAUGAAACUUUCUUUGAUACCAAAGGAAAAUGUUUUUUUCCACUUUCUUGCUGACAAACCAAAGGUUCCUUCUUCUUUCCCCUUGAAAGCAGCUUGAGUCCCUCCACCCAGACAGGCCGUGCAUUGCUUUUACCAAUUUCUCCAAAUACCUCAUAGUAAUAAAUCGUUAGGGUUAUGUUGUAUAGAGAGUUUAUGUGAUAAGGCAGAACUUACUAGUUUGAUAAUUGUUAAGGUUACUUAAAAAAAGUUUUAUAACUUAUUUAUUUUGUAGAGGUUGUUUUGUUUGUAUUUUUAUUAUUAUUAUUAUUAAUUAUUAUUAUUGUUGUUUGGGUUUCUUUCUUUCUUUCCCUUCAUUUCUUUUGGCAGAACUGCUCUGUUAUACUCAAGGAAGAUCUUAUUCCUGGAAAUAUUUCAAAGGUUGGGUAAAGAUUGUUGUUUGCAAAGAAUGCAAAAAAGGGAGAAAAAAUAUAUAUAUAUAUAUAUGGCUUUGAUUCUUUUUGUUUAAAUUAGGAAGCUUUUUGUGUUUGCUAGUCAAUGUUCUUUUUACAGGGUAAAAAAAUAUUCUCUGCUGUGAUAAAUGGGUUCCUAUUUUUUCUCUAUAAUGUGCUGUGAUUUUUAAUUUAAUUACAUUUUGUAUAUGUUUAUUUAAUCACUGCUUUAAUUUAUGACUACGUAGUGAAAAAAAUUGUAUAUAGUAGAUUCAAAAAUGGCCAAAGCUUUGUGUUACAAUCUUUUUGUUCCUGAUGCUGAGAUAAACUGAAGGAGAGUGCUUCUCUUGACUGCAGGGUGUAUCUUCAGACUUGUCUUAGCAUGCACUUCCAUGUGUUACAAACACUGCCAGGUCCCCCACCUCCCAGAAAACAAACAAACAAAACUUGUACAUGCCAAAAUGAGUGUUUCAAAGUAGUACUUUUGUCGCUUAGAAAGCAGAAAGGCAAUGUUAGUGUGUUUUUUUCCUUUAAUUUAUUUGUCUUUUUCUAGGAAGGUUAUUUUGUGGAUAAGACCUGCAUAUCCAAAGAACUUAAACGUUGUUUAAUGUUUAAAAGCACUGGCAUUUGUGAGAGACUUUGAUUUGUUUUUGGUUCGAUUUGCCAUUCGCACGGGUAUAGCAAGUAGAGGUCGUAAAAAUUCUGGAGAAAAGCUAACUUGAAUUUGGAAAUGCUCUUCAGUACAUGAUACAGUCUUUACCAAGCUUUCCUCCUCUCCCUCCCCCACCAAAACUGCUUCAGCUAGGACCGGGGGAGGGUGCUGCAAACAUGAUAAAUACAUUGAUGUGGUGAUAUACCGAGGGCUGGCUCUUGCUGCCAUUGAGGUCAAUGGGAAAAGUUUCACUGAAUUCAGCUGGGCAAAAUGGAUCUCUGAGAAGCCACUGUUAAGAGCAGCUGGUCUGCCAGACACUGUUAUUGGGUGUGCAUUUAGGAGCAGAACAGGACAGUUUCUCAGAGUCCAUCAAGCAGGGAAAUAUUUUCAUGGGGCAUGAAUUUUUCUUAGCCCCCAAUCCUCAAGAAAAUUGGCAGAAUAAAUAUGUAGGCUCUAAUCCAGGCAAGCCCUUGUGCUUUGAACACAAAUUUAGCCCCAUUAAACGCAAUGGGACUACCCCCACUCUUAAAGUUAAGCAUGUGCUCAAGGGCUGGCUUCAGGAGAGCACUUAAACACAGAUUUAAGAGCUUUCCUAAGAGGGAAGAACUUAAGUAGGUGAUUCAAUGCUUUUCAAACUUGGGGCUUAUGGCCAAGGCCCUCAAAGGUAUUUAGGGUCCUAAACAAUGGAAGUUAGGAGCCUAAAUACCUUUGUAGAUCUGGAUCUAAGUGCUUUGCCAGAUCAGGACCUUCAACAUUUGAAGAGAAAGUCGUCCCCCUGCAGACACGCAGCAUAAGGCUGAUCCAGUCACUAAAUGAGACUUAAGGGGUGGAUAGGCUUUGCCCAAGGUGAAUUCAAUCCAUGGCUAUCUAUUUGGUCACCCAGCUGAAACAAAACAGAAUAGAAAUGUAUUUCCCCCACACCCUUACAACUGGAAACAUGUACUGUAUUCUGUACUUCCCCUACGCCUGGCAUCACUUUGUACAUCUUUAGAGAACAAAAUCAGUUUUAAUUGAGAGAAAAAAAGAAAUGACAAUGAUAAUUCUGCAAAGCUGAUGGUGGCAUCAUGGCACAGAAAAUACGAUGCCAUUUACCUGUAUUUUAUUUUGCCUGAGUGAUAGAUUCUAUUUCAACUAAAUGCCAUGUACCAACAUGAUUUGUGAUGGGUGUAAAUAUUUUUUUUUCAUGCACAAUAGUUAAGCUCAAGGUGUACACUGUUUUUGUUUUCGGGGAUAGUUGAAGGGUUCAGAGAGGGAAGGACAUGGGAGGGUUUGGGCUUUUGGUCAAAAGUUACACUUUCUUAGAUAAAUUUUUAUACUUCAAGUAUUGAAAUGGGGCAAUAAAGAUGCUCUGAAAUGCAGGAUCAUUAAAUGGUCUAUUGGUAAGCUUUGGAUAAUUGUCUGCUUUUAAUACAUAAACUAAUGCCGUGCAAUGAGUUAUGUUUCACAUGGGGGAGGAGACAACAUAGUAGUCUAUUAAUCCAACAGUAGCUAUUAAACACUGGAUGGAACUGUAUUUAGAAAAUGUUUUCUGUUUAGUAUUUUGAUUUUUCUUGGUAUGUUCUGCAUUUAUUGCAUAAUCAUUGUGGAAUCAUUUUAGUUUUGCAGUAUGACCCAAACAACAGUAUUAAAAGAAAAUAAAGUUUAAACCAUUGUCUUUUACUUGCUUCAGUAGUUGUCUUCAUAACCCUUGUGUCUACUGUCCAGUCCAAGCUAAACAAUCUUCAUUCACCUAGAUGCUCCCAAAUGAUGGAGUUUUUUUUAAUUAACCUCUUCCCUUCCUUUCUCUGUUUUUCCAUUCUGAAUACACCUUUGACCUUUACUAUUUUUUUCAGUGCAAGUCAGUUUCCAUGUUCAAGUUAGCUUGAUUGUUCAUAAUGUAAAAAGGGCGCCAAAGACAAUCAUCAGGUAUAAGAUCAGUAGAGGUAGGAAAUCUUCCAAGAGCGAGAGGGAGUUCUUCCAUAGCAAUGAAAAAAAAAAAAAAGAAAAAAAAAAGAAAACUUAAGAGAAGAUUUUGAUAAAAAGACGACUUUGCUGUCAUUUUUGGUUUGCCAAUUAGAAAACGGUAGUAGUUUAUGCGUUGCAUCUGCAUUUCAUACUAAGUGAUUAUUGUACCUAAUUACAGCUGAUUGCUAAUAUUUCCUCAAUCUCUCUCUCUUAGUCAAGCGCUUCUUCUUCUGUAUUUUGUGUAUAGCGACAAGUGUAAUGCACUAGGCAUUAUUCUGGUUUGUUUAUGGGUAUCUCCUGUACUGCGUUAAGAUUUCUUUAAGUUACUUUUUUUAAGCUUUGCUACUGUUCUCACUUGAUGCCGUGCAAUAUCAUCUGCUGUGUUUGCUAAGCAAAAAAAAAAAAAAAGAAAAGAAAAAAAAAAGCAAGUGAUGAUGUCAUCAUGCUUUUCAGUGUUAAAAUGUUUCAGCGUUUAUGUAGUCACAAAAGUGUAGUAAAUAAAAGGUUGGAUUUUCCAGCACUUUAAAUUUA
Messenger RNA from Caretta caretta (loggerhead turtle), 9942 nucleotides. It is a transcript of the gene ONECUT1, whose product is annotated as one cut homeobox 1. Gene Ontology annotation, molecular function: DNA-binding transcription factor activity, RNA polymerase II-specific; RNA polymerase II cis-regulatory region sequence-specific DNA binding. Gene Ontology annotation, biological process: regulation of transcription by RNA polymerase II. Gene Ontology annotation, cellular component: nucleus. The record is from RefSeq and is a predicted model, not a curated record. NCBI's taxonomy places the organism in Eukaryota, Metazoa, Chordata, Testudines, Cheloniidae.